CAGUGACACAGUUAUCAUUCAGAAAUCAUGCGGUCCUCCCAAGCCUUGUUGCGGCUCGCCGGUGGUGCUGCUUCAGCACUGCUUGCUGCAGCAGCUUGCCUGUACUUCUUUGCCGACUUGCUACCGCAAGUUGUGGCGGGGCAUUUCCUCAAAGCUUUGCACUUUACAGCUGAAUGCAUCUUGCUUGGGGGAGCAGGCGUUGCAGGCGUUUUGGCCGAAAUCAGGCCGCACCCGAUGGUCUCGGAAAACUUCCCGUACUUGACACGGCUCAGUGGCCGAAGUGUCGUUUACAUCUUCUUCGGCGCGUACAUCAUUGGCCGACAAGAAGGCAAUGGCUGGUGGCGAAGUUUCGAUAUUUUCGUUGGCGCCGUUUGCUUGGCUGUGGCCACUGCAGGAAUGGUCUUUGCCCGGCGUCUUAGCAGCCUUCCACCACAGCUAUCAGAGUCCUUGGGGCGGGAGAUGCAUUCAGCCUCGACCCAGUCGACCGAGCAAAUGGCUUCAUGAAGUGAGACAAGAGACAUCAAGACAAGUGAAGACAAAGUUGCAUCAGGGAAGCCUUUGUUACUAGCAGCUUCUUGUUCCUAGUAGUAAUGCCAGGAGCUACCUAGCGAUGCACCUGCGUUGCGUUGUUUAAGUCAGUCAGAAUCGAUGCAAGAGGCAAUUGUGGCAACAUACAAUUGUGG
Molecule: messenger RNA, 683 nt
Organism: Durusdinium trenchii
Lineage: Eukaryota; Dinophyceae; Suessiales; Symbiodiniaceae
Source: the annotation of a GenBank genome assembly